CUCCACUUGAGGGGCACGGUGAGCUCUUCAAAUCCUAAACCAUGAAAGUAGCAGUAGCAACAGCAGCACAAAAUUUUCCCCAAUUUAAACCUAAUCGCCCGGCCCUAACUCCUCCACCGUCCUCCGCCGCCUGCCGCCGCCACCUCUCCGUCGGACUCCGCCGGAACCGCCAAAUUCCUCUCAAAUCGCACCAAUCCCAAACGAAUCCCCAAACCGUCACCAAAUCCGCCGGAGACGACGACGGAAUCCCCAACGAGCACGUGAAAAUCCUCGCGAAAUUCAAAUCCAGGCACAACUACAUCCGAGUCCUCCAAGUCUCACGCGCCGCCGACCAUCCGCUCGCCGGAUCGAGGCUCCUCCUCCUCGACGCCCCAGGCAACAUCCACAGCAUCUCCUUCCUCUUCAAAUCUCUCACCAACGCCUACUACGACGUCUUCGCCACUCUGCCUCCGAUUCUCCCCGCCGGACCCGUCGGAAUCCUAGGAUUCGGCGCCGGCUCCGCCGCGAGGAUCCUUCUCGAUCUCUACCCCCAAACCUCGAUCCACGGCUGGGAGAUCGAUCCGUCCGUCCUCGCCGUCGCGCGCGAGUACUUCGGACUGGAGAAAUUGGAGAAGAAACACUCCGGUCGGCUCGUAAUUCACACCGGAGACGCGUUGGACGCCGACGUACCUAACGGAUUCGCCGCCGUGCUGGUGGAUCUGUUCAGCAAAGGCUGCGUGAUUCCGGAGCUCCAGGACGCCGCGACGUGGGAGAAAUUGAGGAGAACGUUGAGGAAAGGCGGGAGAAUUAUGGUGAACGUCGGCGGGGACUGCGUCGAGCCGGAGGAUAUAAGGAAGGACGGCGGCGCGAUAAUGGAGGCGACGUUGAAGGCGAUGCAGGAGGUGUUCCCUGGGGAGGUGAACGUGCUGCGAGUAGGUAGCCGGAAGGACGACAGCGCGGUUGCUAUGACCGGCGGUCUGCCGGACGCCGGCAGGUGGAAGGCGGUGCUGACAAGGCCGUUGAAGUUCUACGUUGAUCUGUGGGAGCCGUACGGGUGAGAAUUAAUGGCUGCCGGUUAACUGUUCGACGAAAUGCUCCAAAGGAAAAAAGCAUAUUUAUAUGGUUCUUUGUUCGGGUAAACGGACACCACUCCCUCUUUUGAGCAAAAUCAGUUCGGAAAAUCCGGUGGGGCAGUUACUGGCAAUAGCUAAAUCGACACUGCUGUGCACCCUCGAAGACUCAUUUCUCUCUCUAUAUCUACCCGCCAUCGCCGGUUGUCUUCUGUCUCCGGUGAAUAUUGACAUUGGAGGUUAGUAACUCUAUUUCGAAUGAAUUUGUUUUGGAUUAGAUAGGAAAUAGUUAUUUUGUAGGAAAUGUUGUUGGAAGUCUUUCGGUAGGUCGCGUUAAACGAGUAAGUUUUAUUUUAGACACGAAGUAGUAGUUUGGAAAAUCUUUUGGUCGAUUCUAAAGAUGAAAGAAGAAGGUCGAAGUUUUGAAAAUUUGUUGCUAUCCAUCCUUGUGCAAGUUCACUACAUUAGGGAAAAUUUAUAAGAAUAUAUGAUUUUAGUAUUUAAGAUUGUUGAAUUGGUAAUAGCAUUGAUAUAGUGACGAGAAAUCGUUAAUAUCCGUAUAAGAUUGAUAGGUUUCGAUGGAUAUGAAAGAAAGUAGUCCAAAAUUAAUUAGAAGAGGGUACCUUGCUCGUGGAUCUUUACGAGAAUCUAUCGAAAAGAUGAAAUAACGUAAUUAUGGAGGUUGUAAAACUCCAAUAUAUUGCACCAAUUUAGAGAAAUUAUGUCACAUUGUCGUGCAUUGAUAUUGUCACGAAUGUGGAGAAUGCAUAUUUUGUAUUCACGAGAUCAUCCUAUGAUGCUCGUGAUUGUACGUUUGGUAUCCGCACUUGCAAUUUGGAAUACACCUGUAAUAUGAGUAUUUUGCGAUCCCGAGAUGAUCUAUAUGCAGACGCAAAUUGGAUAUUAACUUUAUUAGAGAUAAGAUACGCGUAUAAGGCAUCUGAAAUUCGGUAGUAUAUCCAAACCGAUUAUGGGAAUGAUGACAUGUUUAUUGUAGACAUAUUUUAUAGUCACUCCGUCCGCCUCUGUGGGUUACAUUUAUUAUUCGCGUCAUUGUACUUAACAUAAGUAUUUUUGUAAUAUAUAUUUUUUUUAAUUUG
Molecule: messenger RNA, 2149 nt
Organism: Andrographis paniculata
Lineage: Eukaryota; Viridiplantae; Streptophyta; Magnoliopsida; Lamiales; Acanthaceae
Exons: 1
Coding region: 42-1037 (331 amino acids)
Source: RefSeq, a predicted model, not a curated record